CCAUUUCAGAUAAAUAAAGGCCCACGUCUGACAACUGCCCGCAAAAGGGGGGACCCCCCUCCCCCCACGUACCUUUGGGGCGUAUUCGGCUUUUUGGCUGGGGGGGCGGCUCUCCUCACUUCCUGAGUUUCUCCUACCGUCUAUGGGAUGAACUGCAGUCUGCGUGGCUGAAGCGAGGGGCGGGUGGAGGAGGAACUGACACGUGGAUUAUUAACAGUCCCGGACCCAAGGAGGAUCCAGCCCGGGAAUAUAGCUAGGCGUCGGUGCGAUCUGACAAUCAGCCCGCGUUUGUCUUACUGGGGCGUCCGGGGGUGUCCGGAGCUCCGAAGGACAAGAAAGAGACCAUGAUCGGACUGUGUAAUUUUAACCCGAUGCAGUUGCCCUGCUCCCCCAGCGGACCUCGCAAGUCCUAGGAUUGCUAAUUUUUUAUUUUUUUGUUUGUUUUUUUUUUUUUUUUUUUUUUUUUUUAAUAGAUUUGCGGGUUUAAAUCGGGAAGCCCCGCUCGUUGAAUGGCAAUUUUACAAAAGCAUGGCAAGAGCUGCAAUCCGGAUUUACCCGACCUUAAAGAUAAUCCCCCGGACAGUUUCGGGGUCGCGGGGUCUCAGAGGAAGUGGGCGGAUAACAACGCGAACUGGCCCAGGCCGAUAGCACGCGUGUGGACAGUGGUUCUUCUUCUGGGAACAUGCCUGCUGUACUGCGCUCGCGUGACCAUGCCUAUCUGUGCCGUCUCUAUGGCGGAGCAGUUCAAGUGGAGCAAGAGGGAGUCCGGCAUGGUACUCGGGAGCUUCUUCUGGGGGUACUGCUUCACCCAGGUCAUCGGAGGCUACGUCAGCGACAGGGUGGGCGGUGAGAAGGUCCUCCUGUUGUCUGCAGCGGCCUGGGGCGCCAUGACAGCCUUCACGCCCAUCCUGGCUCACUUCUGCUCCCAGCCCAUAAUCUCCAUGACGCUUUCCCGGUUCCUCAUGGGGCUCCUGCAAGGCGUUCACUACCCCUCCUUGGCCAGCCUCUGCUCUCAGAAGGUGACAGAGAGCGAGAGAGGUUUCCUCAUGAGCACGGUUGGCAGCGGAUCCUACCUUGGGACGCUGGUGAUCGGAGCGGCAGGCUCACUGAUGCUGGACCUGUAUGGCUGGGAGAGCGUUUUCUACGUCACGGGCUUACUGUCUGUGCUCUGGGCUUACUGCAUGUGGAAGUACCUGCUGAAAGGGGAAGGUCCGAUCAUCACACUGGAGUCCUUGGGUAGCGCGGGGACUCAGUCCAAACUGGCCAAGAGGCAUUGGCUGCGCUUGUUAAAACAGCCAGCAGUGUGCGCGGUCAUCGUCACGCACCUCUGCACUGCCAGCACCUUUUUCACACUGCUGUCCUGGCUGCCAACCUUCUUCAAAGACACCUUUCCUGAUGCUAAGGGCUGGGUGUUCAACGUGAUCCCGUGGUUCGUGGCCAUCCCGUCCUCGCUCUUCAGCGGCUGUCUCUCGGACCACCUCAUUGGGCAAGGAUUCGACACCGCGGCCGUCAGGAAGCUAAUGCAGUUCUUCUCCAUGGGUGUGUCCAGCAUCUUCACCCUCUUCCUGUGCGGCACCACCACCUUCCCCACGGCCGUGGCCUUCGUCUCGGCCACCAUGGGCCUGACCACCUUCAGCCACAGUGGGGUUUCAGUCAACGUCCAAGACCUGGCGCCAUCUUGUGCUGGGGCACUUUUCGGCAUCAUGAACACGUGCGGAGCCUUCACAGGCGUGGUCAUGGUGUACUUCUCCGGGUACCUGAUAGAGGCCACCGGGUCCUGGGCGUCGGUGUUUGCCCUCAUCUCCGUGGUGAACCUCCUGGGCCUGAGCACCUUCCUGACCUUCGCUGAGGCACGGCGGGUCGACAUCGAGGGGACCAGGGUCAAGUACCACAACAUCCACAUCUGACAGCCUCACUGAACAUGCAAACAGGAUGGACAUGGGCAGGGGGGGGGAAACGGCAAUCAGGGAGGCUGCAGGCUUCUCCCAGCUGUGGAGUCAGAUCGGUGUGGGACCAAACAAGCCUUUAAGUAUGAAUUAUUCUGUUUUUUUUCUCUACUUCCUCCCUGUUUACUACAAAGGAGUAAGUAAUUCUUAUGUUUUCAACAAUAUGCGCACAUCAGCUGACUAAACGUCAGUUAUCAUGAUGCCAAAGUGGUCGGUUAUACUGAAGAGAGAGGAAGGUGGGGGACGUGCCGCCCCAUCAUUAAAUCACCUUUUAAGGUGCUUUGUUAAUGGACUCCAGCUUUAUGGUUCACAAGCGCAGCGGCCUGUGUUUGGGAGAUCAAAAGAGGUCACAUGAUUGUGUGUGUGUGUGUGUGUGUGUGUGUGUGUGUGUGUGUGUGUGUGUGUGGUGGGGGGGUAAACAAUUAGCCCCUUAUCCUCCUUGUGUUCCUCAGUGCUUCCAAAUCCAGCCCUUGGAAAUCCACACACAGUCCAUGAUUUUGCUCCCUGGAAGGGAGCAAAAACGUGGACCGACCGUGGAUCUACAAGGACCGGAUUGAGAAGCACUGAUCUAGCUGCAGGUGAGGUCACCACCCAAGCCUUGAGUGGAUGUUGUUUUGUUCUGAUUCAGUGUAAAAAUCACCAUCAUCAUCAUCAUCAUCAUCCACCUCACGAUCUUCAUCGAGUGCCUACAGCUAUAGCUCAGCUGUAGGUCAUCCAGCUCUUCCCAGUAGCACAUUUGUUAAGCCAAUUUAAUUUUUGAAAAGCUUGAUAUGUGUGUGUGUGUGUGUGUGUGUGUGUGUUUGUGUUAAAAGACCAAAGCCUUUAUUUCUGCGAAUGUAUGACUUAUUUAAAAUUGUCUGAAUUUUUUUUUUUUUUUUGAUUGUGUGCGAUUUAGAUUUUUCUCUAUGGAAGAGAAUGGCUUGUUAGAGCCACUUUGGAGUUUACUGUGAAAAUGGGUCUAUUAGCCGGAAGGCGGAGUUGUGGGCGGAGUCAUUGGUGGAGUGUGUAAGCAGCAUAAAUACGGUUGGUGCCUUUCGUCAAGUAAAGUGUCCAAAACGCGUCUCACUGCGGCAAGGGGGCAGCCCUUGGGUUCUGUCCGCAGCAUCGCAUGGGGCUGGUUGCUUGAAUACGAGGCCUUGACCUUGGUGUCAAAAUUUGUUCGUUAUUUGUUAGUCAGAAACGGCCUUUGUUCUCUGUGUCAGUGAAAACCAUUGGCAGAGAUGGGGAGUGAUAGUCUCCGCCUCCGUGUGGAAGUCAAUGGUUGAUUGGACAGAAUAUGCUGACAAUCACGUCAAAGACAACAGUUGAUUAUUGAACGUGGAGAUUUUUUUUUUUGUUGGGGUUUGGGGGGGGGGGACAGACACUGUCUGGCAACUCAAAUAUCCUUGCAGAAGUGCAGUAUGAUACAUAAUAUUUUUGAUGAAAGAGAUAAUACUAUUGGAGGUAUUGGCUGUUCUCUCAAGAGAUCAGUACCAGUGGAAAUAAUGUUCACCAGAAUGAUUCUGCAGAUGAUAUGCAGUGGUGAAAUAUAUGCAAGCGUGAGGAGACUUUACUGCAAGAGGGAUUAAGUAUUACAGAGGGCUCAGAGGUUCGCUCUUCUGUGUGGCUCCAUUUGGGUGCCAGUCUGACUGGGACAGUCCUGCGUUCAAACACUAACCGGCUUUGGUCGAUCUCUGUUUACCAAGAGCCUGAGGCUCCCUCAUUGGCCUGACAUUCUUUGGGGACGUACCACCCCAUUUACGCUUUAUACAACAGACAAGAGCCUCGUGUGUGGUAGGAAAUCUUUGGUGACCAAAUUAUUUAUUUCAAAGAUAUGUUUUAUUUAUUAUUAAUAGUGGCAGGUGUAUUCAUUAUAAUUAUCAUAAUAGCUAGCAUUUUUCAUCAUAAAAUAAACAUUUCCUACAGUUUACCUACAACAUGCUUUAAUUUCAGGAUUCCUAUAAAUUGGGACUGGAUGUGGUCUAAUAUGGUUUUCAUAUACUAUGUAAUAGGUAUUUUUUUGUUAAGACAAUUGCUAAACUUUCUUACAUUUUAGCAAGAUUAGUCUUUAAGAGUGUUUCUAGUAGUUUUGUAGUUGAAAUAGGAAGCUGUGUAGUUUAAAACAUUCACAAAACUGUAGGUCAGGGGUGUCGAACCCCAGUCCAGGGUGGCCGGAGCCCUGUGUAGCUUAGUUCUUUCCCUGUUCCACCAUAAAUGAUUCAGCUUUAUAGCUGUGUGGUAAUUAGCACAAGGAGUUGAAUCAGGUGUGUUAAAUGAGGGGAAACCCAAAAAUGUGCAGGGCUGCGGCCCCCCAGGACUGGAGUUUGACACCCUUACUGUAGGUUAUUCGUGCGUCACUUUAAAAUGAGUUAAAAAUUCAGAUUGUUUGUCGUUUGUUUUACCAAAGUUGAGGCUUGUGGUUUAGAAUGUGCCCUUCUAGUCAUUAUGUGAUCCUGGCCUGUACUGGAUUUGGGGAUUGGUGAGUAGGGGGUGCUGUAAGUGACCAAAUGGAUGUGAUCAUUUGUAACACUAGAUGUUUUGCAGUGAGGUGGGACACCUCUUCAUCCCGUCUGGAUCCCGCGCGGCCGCCGAACGAUGAGGUCUCACUGAAUGCGCUUACCUAAGUCAUCUGACCCGUCUGCUCCAAUCCUGGUCCGGUGCCAGCGUGGUCACAGGUGUUACAUCCCUGUGAAACACAUGACAAAUGUUACUCUCUGAUUCAGUUGCGUUUGUUACGUUCGUCGCGCACGUUUAUGUAUCGAUAUGUACGUGUGAUAUUUAUGGAACUGCAUACAUAUGUGCAUAAGGAAAAAAUGCAGCUGUCAACAUCAGCAGGCUACAGGGAAUCUGGGGGGGGGGGGCUGAACUUUACUCCUCUCAAUGCGAGCUGCCGGGACACAAACUUUAACUGGUUACCAAUACAAUAGGUUUUUGUAUAUCUUAAGUAGUUGGGUUUACGUUUUUAUUUGUUUGACGUACGGCGUCGGUAUGUUCAUAUUUACGUUUUAAUUUUUCUGAGGCAGAUUUUCGUAUUGUUAUUAUUUUGAUUUGGUCCAAUCAUGUAUUGUUUAAUAUCAUCUUAUCUUUGAUGUUUAAGGACUGAAGGUGUUCGGAAAGCAAAGAUUUCUACCUGAAUGGCAGACCACCAACUUGUAUUAAUGUCUGAGAACAUAAUACUGUAGCAUAUGUUAAAUAAAGGCAACAAAUUUAUUUAAAAUAAUGCAGUAUUGAUUUUUGGUUUGGGGGAAAAAAAAAAGAAUUUUUGUAAGCAUAUUUUGUUGAACUAUAAAUAAAAUAUAUUUUAACAGCUGAUAAA
Molecule: messenger RNA, 5241 nt
Organism: Brienomyrus brachyistius
Lineage: Eukaryota; Metazoa; Chordata; Actinopteri; Osteoglossiformes; Mormyridae
Gene: slc17a9b
Product: solute carrier family 17 member 9b
Exons: 13
Coding region: 510-1907 (465 amino acids)
Biological process (GO): transmembrane transport
Cellular component (GO): membrane
Molecular function (GO): transmembrane transporter activity
Source: RefSeq, a predicted model, not a curated record